AUGAGCAAAGACUCAUCAGCUUCAUACAUCCACAUGCAUCAACCACGCCUAGCAGACCUCUUCGAAGAAUUUACCCGCCCACAUGCCUCCGCAGCAACAACAGAUCCUCACAACCCUAGUGACCGCGACACAAACCAAUACGGCUCGGCAUCACCAACAACAAUUCCCUCCUUCCUGCCCGUCGAAGACGUCUACGUCGCGCCUCAAUACCAGCCCCCAAACCCAGAGGACGAAGACGACGUCGUCCCAGACCAACAUGCCGCAUUUGGAAUUGCGCGAGCUAUGGAUCGGCGCCGUGAGGCCGUCUGGCGGGAUCUUGGUCUCGAGGCCCUUGUAAACGGCGAAGGACAUGGGGCGGCUGGGCCACUGACAGGACCUGGAGGGACGGGAGCUACUGGUGCUGCGGGGUCGGGGCCUGGGACUACGUUGCGUGGAAGUGGAGGUGGUACGGCGGCAGCGGGCACCCCGGUCAUUAGGGUUCGCGCGGCCGGAAGGAAAAUGGGUGGAAGGAGAGUGGUUGGACUGCGUUGA
Messenger RNA from Penicillium brevicompactum, 531 nucleotides. RefSeq lists its product as uncharacterized. Gene Ontology annotation, cellular component: anaphase-promoting complex. The record is from RefSeq and is a predicted model, not a curated record. The transcript is spliced from 2 exons. Lineage: Eukaryota; Fungi; Ascomycota; Eurotiomycetes; Eurotiales; Aspergillaceae. Gene Ontology annotation, biological process: positive regulation of mitotic metaphase/anaphase transition. The coding region runs from base 1 to 531 and encodes 176 amino acids.